AGUAUGAAGUCGUUUUCUCCUACCCUUGUCAACUUCCCUUAUUACUCCCUCGAUCGAUCCGCCGGCAAGUUUACAACACCUUCCCGGCCUCGAGACGCUCCCAUCUCGAACCUCAGCAGCCCAUGCAACCAGAACGCAAGUACAGAAACAUCCUUCCAGGUCCUCCGACUACUUCCACGACAUAUUUCGCCGACGACAAUGGUGAGGCUGCCUUCGGGGGCUCUGGCGGUCAAGAGGGCUCCAAGCGAAAGCGCCGGGCGACUACUAAAGCAUGCAACAGCUGCCGCGAGAAGAAGAUAGGGUGCAAUGGCCUGCAGCCCUGCAGCCACUGCAAACGCCGCGGCCUUGUCUGCGAAUAUGCUACCAUCUCCAAGGCGGUCCUGAAUUCUAUUCCUCCGGGCAUGAAACUACUUGACGAGACCACGGCAAAGAACCAGAAAUAUUCGGCUGAGCUACUCGACCUCCUUCGUUCUGUGCCCGAUGACGAGGCCCGGGACGUCCUUCAGCAAUUGCGGGCAGGACGAGAUGUUGGAAACAUCGUCAACACCCUCCGGGGACAACUACAUUCCGCCCAUGACGUUCCCUUUCACGGGCUCCUUCACGCAGUUUCUCCUCCUAGCCAGACUUCCCUCGAGUUCGAGUUGAUGGUGCGUCACGCCAUUGCCUAUUCACCCUGGGCUCCUACUGAACUUCCACAAAAUAUGGAUUUCGACUUGACCUUGAGGAUCGCUCCAAGCGUCGUGUUCGAUUCACCUUCUGCGGCGCGUUCGCCAAUGUCAACCGACACCCCGUCGCCUCUCCCCCCUACGGAUAUAGAGUCGCCUUCAGGCGCAGGCAAGACUCGUAUCAUGCCGGCGGCGGAUUCCAGAGACAGUAGCGUCAGUCUCAACUUCAAUUCCCAAAGCAAGCCGGGCGGCAGGGAGGCCUCUUCAGCAGACUUUCCGCCUCUUUGCGACGAGAGGCUGCUCAAUGCGGACAUCCUAGCAUGGACGGGGGUAAAGAUUCCCAUCGUGGCAGCCAGGAGAACCCUUUCUCUAUACCUCGAAACCGAUCAUGCAAUCACGGCGCUAUUCGACGUCGAUCUCUUCCUCAACGACCUGGUCUCUAGCGGAACCCGGUUCUGCUCCAGGCUCCUCGUUAGCUCCUUACUCAGCUGGGCUUGUCAGGCUUACACGGCGUAUGAGUUGGAGGCGACGAGUUGGAGUCAUGCCUUCUACGACGAGGCGGGAAUGCUUUUGGAGCACGAGACGGCGAUGGGAUUGGCGACUCCCAAUACGGUGGCUGCUUUGCUCUACUUGAGCAUGUCGUCAACCUGCCACGCGAGAAGCGCCACCGACGCUGCCGGAUAUUUGGACCGCGCCAUCGACCUUGCCAAAGGCAUAGGAUUAUUUGGCAUUGCAGACGAGGCUAUGUCUGUGAGGUGGCCAGACGGCGCUUCUGAUGUUCUCUGGGAGAAAUCUCUCGCACAAACGGCCUGGGGAGGUUUCGUCUACAUCACGUACGUUCUUCGAUUCGUCCAAAGCAUUGCAGGAAAUCCGCUCUGCGGUGCCCGGGGAUACCAAGAGAUGAUACCAACACGAUGCGCGCAAAACCAGACAUGCAAGAUAGCCUACCCGCCGAGGAUGCCGAUUCCGGGGGACGAAGACGAUUCCGAAGACGUAAAGUCUCCCGGCGGACCGCACUUCCCAGCCUACAUGGGGACUGCAUUUCCACACGUAUGUAAACUGGCCCUGAUUGCCCACGAGAUGAUAUGGAUGAACUAUGGCAACACUUUGGCAGUCGGGGGCCACAGCAUGGUCAAGUACAUGGAGGUGCUGUACAGACGGUAUCUGCAAUGGGCCGACAACCUGCCGCUGGAAAUGGUGAGAAGCGGAGACAGCUCGCAUCACGUUCUGCUUUUGCACAUCUACUUGCACGCAUUUGUGCUCGAUCUAUUCCGCCCUUUGGUUCAGUAUGGCGACGCGAUGCGGGUCCGACUCGAGUCCUUUACUUCCCAGCAGGCGUCCCCAGAGGCCAUCUGCCUCGCUUCAACUGCUCAAUUGGGCCAGAUCACCAUCACUUACCUCCAGAAGUGCAGUUCCGCGUCCCACAGCUUCCUCUGGAGCACUGCGCUCCUUUACUUUGCAAACGCCGCCCUCCGAGAACUGGCGCAGGUCAGCGAAAGCUCGGAGAAGCUGGCCGACUUGCGCGCCUGUUUCCUGGGCUACCAGAGGCUGCACAGGCCGUUCCGGCUGUCGCAGGGAAUCGUCCGAAGCCUGCUGUCGAUGGCGCUGCGGCAAGGCCUGUUGACGUCUUCGGAGGCGAGGGCGAUCAUCAAAGACUCGAACGAGAACGCGAAGCACCACCGGGGCUCGGACGAAGUGCAGGCGCCAUUCGUCGUCGACCUCGACCUCGCGACGAUGAACCCGACGGCAGCACACGUCGAGAGUCUCGCGGCCGAGUUCGAGGAGCUCGCAAUCCUCAACGAGUUCACGGUGAUAACGUCGGGGAGGGAGGCGCCGGAGAUCUCGAGCGAGGCUCUCAAUUCCGACGGCGAUGUUUAAGACGCUGGCAACCGGAGGCGAGGGAUUCGGUGUGAACGCCUCGGAGUCGAACACGUUUUUGGUUCAGCAAAGGGGAGGGGGGGGGGGCCAAGAGCGCGCUAUCAGCGGAGGAUUACAGAAUCAAGGCCGACUUGACAACGUCGGUUUCCAGAGGUCACUUUGUCAAGGUCGGCACAGAAAGUACACACACGGUGGCCUGUGAUGGAGCUCGAGGUUACUGGGGAUGCUUUUCGAUCAGUGGGGGAGAGGGAGGCAUGGGUAUCUUCGGGGUUUAGGAGGUGGUGACGGGGGCAGGAAAAGUUAUAUUCACAU
Molecule: messenger RNA, 2855 nt
Organism: Colletotrichum navitas
Lineage: Eukaryota; Fungi; Ascomycota; Sordariomycetes; Glomerellales; Glomerellaceae
Exons: 6
Coding region: 123-2543 (806 amino acids)
Biological process (GO): regulation of DNA-templated transcription
Molecular function (GO): zinc ion binding; DNA-binding transcription factor activity, RNA polymerase II-specific
Source: RefSeq, a predicted model, not a curated record